Messenger RNA from Rotaria sp. Silwood1, 636 nucleotides. Lineage: Eukaryota; Metazoa; Rotifera; Eurotatoria; Philodinida; Philodinidae. The record is from the annotation of a GenBank genome assembly.
AUGACAUUUUUACGACAGGGACAAACCUAUACAAUUGAGGUACCAUCUAAACAAAGAAAAUCUCAUGAGUAUCAACCAGUAAACGAUAAUAAUAUAACAAAAAAAUAUUUAACAAAUUCACAAAAAUCAAUGUUUUGUUUAAAAUGGGAAAGUGGAGGUGUUGCAGAACAAUAUUAUCAACGAAGUAGAAGUAAAAGUAAAAGUCAACAUCAUCUAAAUAUAGAGAAACAUAGUCCAUGGAAAGAUUCAAGUACACUUCGUCAUCAUGAACAACAAUCUGGAUUGAAUUCUAAACCAAAGCACAUAGAAAAACCAAAGAAAACUCAUCAAACAUCAUCAGUACCUAUAGCAUAUCGUUACCCUUAUGCUUAUCCACCUAUGUCGGUUGAUGUUCAAAUAGUAUCUGAAAAAUCAGGUAAACGACAAAACACUCAUAGAACAAUAACUAUAGCAAAACCAAGAAUAAAACAAAGUGAUAGAUCAAUUAAUUUAGUACGUGAUACAAAUAAAUUAAAAAUAGAACAUCAUUAUGUUGAUUCACCAGCUGAAGCACAAAGACUUAUUGAGGAUCUUCAACGAAAAGGCUUUGUCGAAACUGGAAUUCAUACACCAGCAAUGUAUUCUGAUAAACAUUGA